Messenger RNA from Plectropomus leopardus (leopard coralgrouper), 2051 nucleotides. It is a transcript of the gene rasl12, whose product is annotated as RAS-like, family 12. NCBI's taxonomy places the organism in Eukaryota, Metazoa, Chordata, Actinopteri, Perciformes, Serranidae. Gene Ontology annotation, molecular function: GTP binding; GTPase activity. The record is from RefSeq and is a predicted model, not a curated record.
AACUCGUAUUUUUCACCGCCUGGAAAUGUGUUUUUAUCCCCUUCAGCUUUGUGAGACGGGAGCAGAGUGUGCUGGGAAUCCGAAUGUGAAUCAGCGUGUGGCGACAUCAUCAUGAUGUUUGGGAAAGUGAAGACAUGUAACUCCACCGCGGCUCCUGACAGAAGUCCAGCCGAGUGUAACCUGGUGCUGCUCGGCGUCAUGGGCUCUGGGAAAUCAGCACUGACGGUCAAAUCCACAAAGCGCUUCAUCAGUGAAUAUGACCCUCAUCUAGAGGACAUCUACUCAUCAGAGGAGAAGGUGGACCAGCAGCCGGUCACAGUGAGAGUGAUGGACACCUGUGAUCAGGACGGUCCAGUGAACAGUGAGCGCUAUCUGUCGUGGGCCAGCGCCUUCCUGGUCGUCUACAGCAUCGACAACAUGGAGAGCUUCAAAGGCUGCCAGCUGUACCUGCAGACUCUCGCUCUGCACAACAAAACCUUCAGGCCUCAAACUCCCAUCAUCCUGCUGGGGAACAAGCUGGACAUGGACAGAUACAGACAGGUGAGUAAGUGUGAAGGCGAGCUGCUGGCGUCUCGUUUCGGCUGUCUGUUCUUCGAGGUGUCCGCCUGCCUGGACUUCCUCUCCGUGCAGCGCGUCUUCUACGAGGCGGUGAGGAGGGCGAGGCACGGGGGCCAGCGCAGCCGUCUCGUCCCGGCCAUCUACAUCAGGGAGGACAAAGCGUUGCUCCCCUCCUUUGCCACGCCCUGCUACAAGGAGCUGCCGGCCCCCGCCACCGCCAAGCUGGUCACCGUGAAGACGUCCAGAGCGCAGAGCAAACGGAGGGCCGCCACACUCACCCUGCUCAAAGGCUUCAAGAUAUUCUGACACCCUGGUCGCCCUCCAGCAUCUCCGCUGACUCUCUGAAAGACUGAGAUGGUACUGCACUGUGAGCUAUACAGGGGGUGGACAAAAUAACAUGAACAGCUGCACAGUGUACAGACAGGUACCUGAACCUGGGUUUGAAUUUCAGCUUUGUUUUUGAAGAAAAUAGGUUUUAUCUUAGAUUUUUGCUGACAGAUCUACAUACUGCACUACAGUCAGUAUUUAUAGGAACGCCCACAACGUCAGUUUCUUCAGCGCUGAGGGGGAAAGCAAAGUAUUUUCCGCCAUUCUGAAGAGCUGCUGGCUCUCUGCACAUCAAAUAAACUUCAAAAUCCAGAGCUAAAGGGUAUUUUUCAACGUAUUUUCCCACGUUUUUGUGUCUAAGUGACUGAUAGGAACAACAUUUUUUUAAAAGGUCCAGUAAUAAGUGAGAGCAGUAGCCAGGCUGCAGUGCAAACACUUGAGGGAUGCUCACACCUUCAAUUUACUAAAAGCACUUGUUUUCACCGCUGACAGCCUCAGAUUAUUAUUCUAAGUGUCUGACAAGGUGACUGAAAGGAUGGACCUUUUUCUCAAAGAGCACUGUACCUUUACUCAGAUUGCUUCUCUGACUUCACAGCUCAAUAGAAAGUGAGAUGAAUCAUGUUUUAGCCUUCACAGUAUGCCACAUCUCCACGCAGCUGAACACCUGUGGGAACAUUUGCAGCGACACGCUCUGCACCUCCAUCAUCAAAACAACAAAUGAGAAAAUGUUGUUUUCAUCCCCCCCGGGAGAGUUAAACAUACUGUUGAGGAUCCACAAAACCUUUAAGACAGUUUUUCCUUUCAUUUGCCACCCAUCUGUAACGAAGUAUGAUGCUGCUGUAAUGGUUUUUCUUCUGUUCAGUUAUUUUUAAAACUUGAUAAAUAAUCACUAAUAUGUCUGUAGGAACAAAACUCUGAGACACAGAGGAACAAAAUUCUGCUUCUUUGCUAUUGCCCUUUUCCCCCAUCUCAUCUAGCAGGGAACGUUCCCACAACAUUGGCUAAGUUGCAUUAACAUUUUAAAGAAAAAAGAUUAAUCUAAUGUUCAAAGAAUGUUUUCAGGGUGUUUAUCAUUUCAGAUAAAGUCCCUAAAGGUUAAAUGCUGACUUAGACAUAAUGUUUUAACUGCAACAUUGUGAGGAUGUUUUGGUGAUGUUGAGGUGACA